Messenger RNA from Orycteropus afer afer, 757 nucleotides. It is a transcript of the gene RBIS, whose product is annotated as ribosomal biogenesis factor. The record is from RefSeq and is a predicted model, not a curated record. Gene Ontology annotation, cellular component: nucleolus. Lineage: Eukaryota; Metazoa; Chordata; Mammalia; Tubulidentata; Orycteropodidae. Gene Ontology annotation, biological process: ribosome biogenesis.
AGACAAUGGCGAAGAAUAAACUAAGAGGGCAGAAGUCCAGAAAUGUAUUUCACAUAGCGAGCCAGAAAAACUUCAAGUCUAAACACAAAGCAAAACCAGUUACCACAAAUCUUAAAAAGAUAAACAUUGUGAAUGAUGAAAAAGUCAGCAGAGUAAAUAAAGCUUUUGUAGAUAUACAAAAGGAGCUUGCACACUUCUCCAAAGGCCUUUCCCUUGAACCUCUGCAGAAACAACUGAUUCCUCAGCAGCAUCAUGAAAACGAACCAGUUAAUGUUGACGAGGCUACGAGAUUAAUGGCUCAGUUAUAAUUCAAUGGUGAUACAUCAAUCAGAUUUCCCCAAAAAAGACCAAUAAAUUUUAAUGUUUUAUACAACUUUAUUUUUAAAAAUCUUGUUAAUGUACAGGCAUUGGCACAUUUUAAAACAAACUACAUAAACAGAUCUUUCCUAUAACCUAGGAAAGUGGAAUGUCAGAAGUCAACAAAAUGUGAUCAACUUAAAGUGCUAGAACAGAAGGCACUUCACAAAAUCUGUUCACUGAAACAAACAGUUAAUAUGUCCUAGUUUAUAUCCUUCACUUUAUAAGUGGCAGUGAAUGUCAGAUUGGCUUGGAAGGACACAAAUACAUUUUUGUGGCAGUAAAAAUGUAAGACACACAAGUGACGAGCCCUUGGCCAACAUUUUUGCUUUUGAUGACCUGAAGUCUGCUUUAACUUCCCUCUCAUAAGAGGGAAAAACAGAAGGAUUCAGAAUAGGAA